GCGGAGUUAGCAGCAAAGCUGAGGAUUCGGCUUCGCUUACAUUGGCUCCGACUUCCGCCCAGCUCUGGUACAAAAGCGAGGUAACUAAUUACUGACAUCGAUCGGAAAGUCUUCUUUCGUUUUGAUAGGCGAAGACUCUUCACCGAAAGUGACCACCGUGCUUUGGAACUACAUUUAAAGGCAUUUUCUUGAGUGUGGAGUGAGAUACAAUAGCAUGCCGUAGCUACAUUUACUUCACCUCAAGAAUAGCUUUUCUCUCGAGCUGCACUUACGCGUCGACUUUGUUGUGGAAAUACAGUAAGGUCACAUUACAGUUGACUUAUCUGCGUCUCCGGUUCGACUUUCUUCAUCUUAUAAAGACGUCGUCUAUGAGGUGUGAAGUGGACUUAUAAUGGAUGCAACUCCGCUCUGAUCACGCCGCUUCGAUUCAAACUCCGUCUGCCGUUCCCACCAUGUCAAAGAUCUCUGUUCCUUUGGAAGUCCUGGAGGAGAUCUUCUUGAAUCUUCCCCCUCAGCAGGUGGUCCAGAUUUGUCGGCUAGUGUGUCGUCAAUGGAAAGACAUUGCUGACAGCCAGUCUUUAUGGAGAGACCGAUGCAGGAGAGAAGGUCAUCACCUACGCAAUGCUUCCAAGGUACCCAAGGACUGGAGGUUGUUUUACUUCUUGUGCAAGAAGAGACGAAAUCUUCUCAAGAACCCGUGGGCAGAAGAUCAAAUGAGAGGUUGGCAGAUUUUGGAGAACAACGGUGACCGAUGGAAAGUAGAGUGUGUCAUGGUGGCACAUCCAAAUGAAACCAUCAAGAACAGCUUUGUGACUUCAUAUGGCAUGUGCAGGAAGUCCCAGCUGAUUGAUUUGGAGUCGGAAGGUUACAAGGCAUCAUUUAUGGAUCACUUACAGCCAGACAUCAAAAUAUCUGAUUGGUAUGCCCCUCGAUGGGACUGUGGCUGUCAAUACAAAAUCCAUGUGGAGCUGUUGAAUCAAAGGAAGAAGCCAAUUCAGAUCUUUUCCCCCGAAGAGAUUUAUUUUGAGCAGUGGAAUGACGGUAAAUGGAAUCAGAUAACACACGUGUUCCAGAACUAUGGGCCAGGAGUGCGAUACAUUCGCUUUAUCCACGGAGGCAAGGACACGCAGUUCUGGGCUGGAUGAAAGAUUCCACGACUGCUUCAUGCACUCCUGGAAUGAUUCUUCCGGGAUCUGCUGCAGCGCCAUCGUUACGUCAGCCACAUCUUUAAAACAGGUCCCCUUGAUGAUCCCCUGAGGUUGGGAAAGGUGGGGCAAAGUCACAUGAACCCAGGUUGAGUGAGGUUGCUCCUGAACGGCAACGUUUUACUCCUGACACCAGUCCUGGAAUUUUUCUGACACACUUCGUUUUUGCUUCCUGCCUUCCUUUUGCGUAAUAUUGCACAAAUUCUGCAAAUGUCACUUUGGGAACAUCUUUUACCACCAGGAAAUCAUAUGGUAUUUUGGCUGGCAUCAAACCAAAGAGAGAAAAUGUGAGGAGGCUAAAAUGGAUUAAUAGCAUUCACAUUAAUUUCAAUAGGAAAAGAUGAUUGGAGUUGAGUAUUUUGAGUUACAAGCUGCACGCUCAUAAGAGUUGAAUGAAUUCAACUCUUAUCUCAGGGCACCACUGUAUUACAGUUUGCUGGAAGGCUAACAUAUUAGCCACUCUGACUAGCCCACAAUGCAAACUGCGAGCAAACGACAAAAUAUAUUUGGACUUUGUUUUACGCCAGUUGUCCAAACAUUGUCUGACAUAAACAGUUUUUGUUUUAAUCUGGAUGCUUUGACUUUAUGGAUUAUUUCUUAUUUGUUAUGACCCAUGAUGGCUUCUGUGAACAGAUACAUGGCAAUAACCCGCAUCAGCUAGUUCUGUUGUAAAGACAAAGGCAUCUGUUUGCUAGGAAGGCAGUGUGAAAGAGGCUGUUAAUUAGUAAAUACUGUUGACAAAGACAUUUUGAUGUACAAAGCUAGGACCUUUAAACGUACAGUACAUCCUUCUGAUUAUCCCUAUACCAAAGUCCUUGUUUUGACAGGCUUUCUUCUUCCAGUCGUAUUCUACAGCAGCCAAAGUUUAGAUCCAACACUAUACGUGUAAUUUAAAACAAAAUGGAAUUAACUGUGUGGAACGCUGCAAAUAUAUUUUUUUUUUUUACUUGAAGAUGUGAUUUUAUUUUAUUGCUCACCCAAAAUUAUAGAAUGUACAAUCCUUGUCUUGCCAUUAUCCUCAGUAUUUAGCAGUUAUAAACUGCGUAUUGUAUUCCAAACAUUAGCUUACUUUGACUGAUCCAACUUAUAUAUGAUGAAUUUGUGUAAUAAAUACUGCUCCUAACAUU
Phycodurus eques (leafy seadragon) is the source of this 2332-nucleotide messenger RNA. RefSeq names its product F-box only protein 6-like. Lineage: Eukaryota; Metazoa; Chordata; Actinopteri; Syngnathiformes; Syngnathidae. Gene Ontology annotation, molecular function: ubiquitin protein ligase activity; protein binding. The coding region runs from base 396 to 1145 and encodes 249 amino acids. Gene Ontology annotation, cellular component: cytoplasm; SCF ubiquitin ligase complex. The transcript has 7 exons. Gene Ontology annotation, biological process: SCF-dependent proteasomal ubiquitin-dependent protein catabolic process; glycoprotein catabolic process. The record is from RefSeq and is a predicted model, not a curated record.